Messenger RNA from Penicillium angulare, 327 nucleotides. RefSeq lists its product as uncharacterized. The transcript has a single exon. Lineage: Eukaryota; Fungi; Ascomycota; Eurotiomycetes; Eurotiales; Aspergillaceae. Bases 1 to 327 code for a protein of 108 amino acids. The record is from RefSeq and is a predicted model, not a curated record.
AUGUAUCUAUUUCACACUGCCAGAGCCAGCCGUCGACUCCGCAGUGUCAACUACGAUUCAUGCCGUGAUACCAUCACACAAGGCAGUAUCACAGGAACAAUUCAAAAACUGGCUGCUAAAGCCGACAAGGAUUCACAUGCAGCCGAAUCAAAAGCAUUGGCUGCUAAAGCCUGCAUGGAUUCAGAUUCAGCCGAAUUCAGGGAAACUGCCCUCGAAUUGGUUCUGGCCAACAAGCAAUGGUACGCAGUCAAGAAGCUUCCUGACGACAAGGAUGAACUCGUUGAAGAAUACAACAAGGAGAUAGAGGCUCUUUAUACAAAGGGGUAG